AUGGCGGCCACGAUCUCCUCCAUGGCCCCGUUAUCUCAGCCUGACCUUAUGAGCUGUGGCUAUUUGCAUUUUCAGCUGACGUCAGAUCACUUCUCCAGCACUCACAACUGGUACACAUGCUCUCACGCCCGCCCCACCUUCUGCAAUGUCUGCCGGGAAGCCCUCUCAGGGGUCACCUCCCACGGCCUGUCCUGCGAAGUGUGUAAAUUCAAAGUUCACAAACGGUGUGCUGUGCGAGCCAGCUCCACCUGCAAAUGGACCACCCUGGCCACCAUAGGCAAUGAGAUCAUUGAGGACGAAGAUGGAGUGGCAAUGCCCCAUCAGUGGCUGGAAGGGAACCUGCCCGUCAAUGCCCGCUGUGCCUCAUGUGACCGUAUGUGUGGCAGCGUCCGAAGGCUACAAGACUAUAAAUGUCUCUGGUGCAAGGCCAUUAUUCAUGGUACCUGCAGAGACCAAUUUUCUAAGAAAUGCCCCCUGGGACAGUACAGAGUAUCUAUUCUCCCACCAACAGUUCUGAACUGCAUGGACUCAGAUGGGUUCUGGAAGGCUUCUUGCCCAGGUGCCUGCUCCAGCCCUCUGCUUGCUUUCGUCAAUUCCAAGAGUGGUGACAACCAAGGUGUGCGCUUCCUCCGGAAAUUCAAACAGUUCCUGAACCCAGCACAAGUGUUUGACCUGAUGAAUGGGGGGCCUCACCUGGGGCUCCGUCUGUUCCAGAGGUUUUCCACCUUCCGGAUUCUGGUAUGCGGUGGAGAUGGCAGCGUGGGCUGGGUUCUUUCUGAAAUUGACACUCUUGGAUUACACAAACAGUGCCAGCUUGGGGUCCUGCCCCUGGGAACUGGCAACGACCUGGCCCGCGUGCUCGGCUGGGGAAGCCUGUGUGAUGACGAUACUCAGCUCCUGCAGAUUCUGGAGAAGAUGGAGCGGGCCACCACCAAGAUGCUGGACAGGUGGAGUGUCCUGACCUGGGAGGCUCCUGGAGGAGUGCUCACACGGAGGGCUGGACAGGGCCCUACGGGGCAGUACAUGGAUUCAGUGGCCUCCUACCUGGCCAAGCUCCUCGGCUCAGACGAGCACUCAGUGGCAUCGAUUCUGCCAGCCAGCCAGGUUCUGGGCGGCACCAUCGAUGAAUUUGUGGUCAAAGUUGGCAAAGCCCAUGAGAAAAUCACAAAGAAUGCACAGGAGACAGAAGCCAUAGCCAGGGAGUGUACCCCGGUGAGCAACAGAACAGAUAUGCUGAUUCGGGAGCUGGAGAUGGAGCCCCAGGCCGCUAUGGGCUACCUGGAGAACACCCCGCUGGCUGCUCCAGCCGCAGAGGGAGAAGAUGAGGGCGAUGAAGAUGACUUUGAAGGGGGAGCGGUGGGUGGCGCCCCUGCAGAGGUGUGCCAGCCCUCUAGCUUGGUGCCCCCAGCCUUCAGAUCCAAGGAUCAGAUGGUGCUGCGAGCUAACAGCUUGAAAAAGGCCUUAAGGCAGAUCAUUGAGCAGGCAGAGCAAGAUUCCCGCCGAGACACCGUUUCCUCCACCACAUCGUCUGUCUUUCUGGACCAACCUGACGACUCAAUGAUGCUCCCAGGCAAGAACUCACCCACAUACCAGCAGUCCAGUGAGGGUGGCUGGCGGAGGCUGGGCAUGCUGCCAGGCACGAGGUUGGCUGGCGAGGGUUCAGGAGGCUCCAUGCCCCACUACGUCACUCGUUCACCCUCGCCUCCUUCCCAUGCCAUUCUCGUAGCCGCUGGCGAUUGCCUCCGAUACAUGUUUGAAAAUGUCACUGCUUCCUCAUGGGGUCCAGAAGAAAGUCUGCCCAUCCAGUGGGCCCAAUGUGGCCCUCUCCCUAUAACUCUGUCAUCUGAGAACAGGAAGAAUUCCAGUCUGGAGUCCACGGGGAGGAUCACACCAGCCACUCAUGCCCAAGGGUCUGAAAUGCCCUCUCAUCCAACCCCUUCAUCUUCCAGAGGCCCACUGGUAGCAAGUGGUGGGGCCAGGCCUGGGGUCCAGGGCCUGGGACUCCAAACCCAUGUGUCUCUCCCUCUCCCAGAUAACAAGCACAUUGAUACCUUCAGGUGCUCAGGGCAUCUUUUUAGCAGGAUUCCCAGUUGGCACUCCAUCCUGAGCCAAUUCUCUGAAAAGUGCGUCAUGAACAACUAUUUUGGCAUUGGCCUGGAUGCGAAGAUUUCUCUGGAGUUUAACAACAAAAGGGAUGAACACCCCAAGAAGUGCAGCAGCCGCACCAAGAACAUGAUGUGGUACGGGGUGCUGGGAACCAAGGAGCUCCUGCAGCGUACCUACAAGAACCUGGAGCAGCGAGUGCAGCUGGAGUGUGAUGGUGAAAUCAUGGCCUUGCCUAGUCUGCAGGGAAUUGCCGUGCUCAACAUCCCCAGCUAUGCAGGAGGCAUCAAUUUCUGGGGUGGCACCAAGGAAGAUAAUAACUUUGGAGCACCUUCCUUUGAUGACAAGAAGCUGGAGGUGGUGGCGGUGUUUGGCAGCAUCCAGAUGGCUGUGUCCCGAGUUAUCAAUCUUCAACAUCAUCGCAUUGCCCAAUGCCGUGUGGUCAAGAUCACCAUCUGCGGCGAUGAAGGGGUCCCUGUGCAAGUGGAUGGAGAGGCCUGGGUCCAGCCCCCGGGUAUCAUCAAGCUUCAGCAUAAGAACCGAGCCCAGAUGCUGACCAGAGACCGGGCCUUUGAGAGUACCCUCAAGUCAUGGGAAGAUAAACAAAAGGGGGAAAGCUACCGAUCAACCCGACCCCGGCUCAGCUCCCAGCAGUCCAUGGAAUAUCUCACCGAGGAGGAAUAUAGGCUGUUGCAGCGCUUUGCCCGCUCUGCUGACAUCCUCAUCACCAGGAUCCGGGAGGUGGCCAAGAUCCACAAGGCCAUAGAGCAGGAGCUGGCCCACUCCGUGAAUGGCUGUGCCUCGGCCCUGACUGAAGUGCUGCCCAGCAAGCGCAGCGGCAGCAGCCCUGAGAGCCUGAGCAGAAACUCAGCUGUGGAAGUUUCAAUUAGCGUGAAAGCUUUGUACAAUGAAGCCAGAGCUUAUGUGGAAGGGAAGUUGCCAAUUCAGCUGGACAGCCCCCGGCGGGAGGAGGGGCUGCAGGUUGCCCUAGCCAACGUCAGCCAGGAGCUGGAGAAGGUGUCUGAAAUCCACUGGAUGGCACCCAUCCUCAAUGCUGUCACUGAAGAGGAGAGCUUGGGACACACUAGCAAGGGCAGCUUCAGGCUGCGCCUCAACAUCUCCAGAGGAAAGAAAAGCAAGCCCCCCAAGGUCAAAUGGAGCAGCUCUGUCUCAGUGGACAAAUGGGGCCCUGAGGAAGUGGCUUCUUGGCUGGACGCACUUGGUUUAGGGGAGUACAAAGACAUUUUUACCCGCCAUGAAAUCCAGGGCUCAGAGCUGAUCCUGCUGGAGAGACGAGACUUGAAGGAUUUAGGAAUCCGAAAGGUUGGUCACACGAAGAAGAUCCUUCAAGGUAUUAAAGACAUUAGCCACAACCUAUGAAAUGCUGAAGGGAGAGAGCCCUACGGCUUGGAACUCGUGACACAAAGCCACUUCGUGGUGGAUUGACAAUGACAACCACGCAGAUGACCACAAUGACAACAACAAUGACUCUAACCCUAUAUAUAAUUAUUUCAGAACAGACACGGACCCUCGGUAGGGCUGUCAGACGAUGCUUUUCACUAAUGUGACGUUCUCAACUUUAUCAGGUUUCCUUAGAGGUUUACAUUUCCACAUUGGCCAAAGAUCGUUGAAUGGAGUUGUUCUUCAGUUCUCCCUCUCUGUGCUUCUUGACUGGCUCUGGUUACAUGAGUUAAGCUUCUGUAUAUGCCUGGGAUCUAGAAGAAUGGCCUUCUAUGGGUGCUUUGGAGAGAGUGCUUUCCCUGAUGGGUCAGGGUCACCUGGCUGAUUUUGGGAUUCUGAAAUGUCUCUGGCCUUCCCUUUGGAGCUGGUUUGCUAAAAGAAGGUGGGAGGAGAGGCUCUGUGCCAUGGAGGAUGGGAACUAGGUCCUAGGGGCUUCUCUCCUAGCCUUAAUUACGUGGCUGCAUCCUUUAUUAUCCCUGAGUUGAGCCCCCAUC
This is a messenger RNA of Vombatus ursinus (common wombat), 4058 nucleotides long. RefSeq names its product diacylglycerol kinase delta-like. The transcript is spliced from 28 exons. Gene Ontology annotation, biological process: diacylglycerol metabolic process; lipid phosphorylation; intracellular signal transduction. The record is from RefSeq and is a predicted model, not a curated record. Gene Ontology annotation, molecular function: ATP-dependent diacylglycerol kinase activity; protein binding. The coding region runs from base 1 to 3483 and encodes 1160 amino acids. NCBI's taxonomy places the organism in Eukaryota, Metazoa, Chordata, Mammalia, Diprotodontia, Vombatidae.